Messenger RNA from Quercus robur (English oak), 1842 nucleotides. RefSeq lists its product as uncharacterized. NCBI's taxonomy places the organism in Eukaryota, Viridiplantae, Streptophyta, Magnoliopsida, Fagales, Fagaceae. The transcript has 3 exons. The record is from RefSeq and is a predicted model, not a curated record. The coding region runs from base 1 to 1842 and encodes 613 amino acids.
AUGGACUCAAGACAUUAUUCAUCGUCCACUAAUGUCUUAUGGAGGAAUAUUAAUCUUGAGGAUGAACUUUUCGAUGUAUCUGAAAGUAGUCCCCUGUUAGUUGAAGAUUCUCCACUGAAUGAUGAAGUUGCCACUUCUAAGAAAAAAUCAACACGUGGUAUCAACUUCAGUGCUGAGGAAGACAAGCUACUUGUAGCAGCAUGGCUCAAUACCAGUGUCGAUUCUGUGUAUGGUAAUGAGCAACAUAAAACAACAUUUUAUGGCAAAGUUGCAAAAUACUUCAAGGACCAUAAGACUGAUUCUACAAGUAGUGUUUCAUCCCUAACAAGUCGAUGGGGAACAAUUAAUAGGGAAACAGUUAAAUUUUAUGGGUCCUUAGCUAAAAUUGAAGCAAAGAAUGAAAGUGGAACCACGGCUGAUGACAAAGAUUUUCCAAAGUGGGCAACUACUAUGCCUAGGGAAGAUUCAAGAAAAGAAAUGCCUCAAACUCCAGAUUCAAUAGAUCAAGGAGGGGGGGUUGACGGCACUAUGGUUUUCGAGAGGCCAAUAGAUGGAAAAGCUGAAAAGGCUAAUCGAAAGAGAAAAGAUGAUGGGAAAGAUGUUGCAAUGGAAUAUUUGAAAAAGAAAAAGAAAAUUCUUGAAGAAGGUUGUGCAGCCGAAAAAGAGAAAUUUAUCUCCAUGGGUCGUUCUUUUUUUCGUGAAUUGCUUGAUGAUAACUCAAAUGAAGAUGAGAUAAUUAUAAAACUUCUCAUGGGUUCGACAUCACAACGUAAGCAUCGUCAGUAUAUCGACCGUAAUCAUUUGGCAGGCCAUAGAAGGCUUUAUGAUGACUACUUUGCCGAAGAACUUGUAUAUCCUCCCAAAUUAUUUCAAAGGAGAUUUCGAAUGAGACGUUCUCUUUUUCUCCGAAUCCUAUCUAAGGUAAAAGCUCAUGAACUUUGCUUUAUCCAAAAAAGAAAUGCUGCCAAAAAGCUUGGUCUAUCUCCCCUUCAAAAGAUGACCGUUGCACUUAGAAUGCUUGCUUAUGGAGUAGCAGCUAAUUUUAUGGAUGAAUAUAUGAGAAUAGCAGAAACCACUACAAUAACCAGUAUGAAAAAAAUUGUUGCAGCAGUGGUUGCUAUUUUUUUAGAGGAAUACUUGAGGUCACCAAACAAUGAAGACAUCGCUAGAUUGUUAGCCCAUGGCCAAAACCGUGGAUUUCCAGGCAUGUUGGAAAGUAUUGAUUGCAUGCAUUGGAAAUGGAAAAAUUGUCCAACUGCAUGGAAAGGGAUGUAUUGUGGUCAUAUUCGUGAGCCAACUAUUAUUUUGGAAGCAGUGGCUUCAUAUGAUCUUUGGAUAUGGCAUUCAUUUUUUGGGUUACCUGAGUCAAAUAAUGAUAUUAACGUGUUGGAGCGGUCUCAUGUAUUUUCUGAGCUUGCACAAGGACAUGCUCCUGCAGUUAAUUACUCAAUCAAUGGUCAUGAUUACACAAUGGGAUACUAUCUUGCCAAUGGCAUAUAUCCAAAAUGGUCAACAUUUGUGAAGACAAUCCCAUCUCUAUUAGGACCAAAAAGAAAAUUAUUUGCAAAAGCUCAGGAGACAUAUAGGAAGGAUGUAGAGCGUGCAUUUGGAGUGCUUCAAGCACGAUUUGCAAUUGUACGUGGACUUGCACGAUUUUUCUAUCAUGAAACACUACAAGACAUUAUGAAAGCAUGCAUAAUUCUUCAUAACAUGAUUAUUGAAGAUGAGCGAGAUGAAGCUAAAGCAGUGGACUUAGAUUAUGAACAAAUUGAUGAGAUUUCAUGUACACCAAUGUCACAUGAGCCGACUUACGGAGUUCAUUCAAGUUCAUCAAUGCAUUAG